CGCCAACUAACAACGGAGCGGGCAAAGCUCUAUAAUGUCUGUGACCAGCUGCUUCGGGACAUCGUGCCCGAACGAGAUAUCGAGCCGAUGCUGCAGGACCCAAUGGGGCCGCUGUGGCAGGCCAAGGAGUCUAGCCAAAAGCUCCGCCGCGUGCUUUGGAACUCAUAUGGCCCGUUCGAGACCACCGUGUUCGAAAUCAAGGAAGCGCUCGACAGCAUGAGAAAACGGCUCCAGAUUGACAUCAGCCCUGACGGACAGGCGAGUACAUCCUGCGUCUUCUGCCUCCUCUAUGAGCCCUUUCUACUUCGGCCUUGAACGUCAUGCUGAUAUCUUAUGUCCAGGUCGAAUGGGUCAACAAAGGGCGCAUGACACGCGAGUUCAAGAAGUUCCUAUUUCGCUUGAACAGGAAGGACUAUCAGGAGGCCCUCGCCACCAUCUCCAAAGGGAUCAGCGACCUGGAGGGGCUGACUCGGCUCAGCGUUAGCCUCGAGCCCGCCCGGCGGAGGCGGACUCGUGGCAGGGUUUUGAACAUCCUGCGAGACCUCUCCACAAGUAUCUACCGAGCUCUGCGCUCAAGCAUCCUCUGUAACGACUCGCAUGAUGUUGGUCUUGAGUUAAAUGCGCCACCCAUUGAGGCCGGCUACGACGACGAGGACGAAAAGGUCCGGCACAGCGUACAAUUUACAAUGGCCAUAUCGUCUGAGGUCCACGACGGGGCGGCGAGGAGGCAUGUCUGGGACGAGAUCAGCAUCAAACCGGCGGAACCGGCGGCCGAGAGCAUGAAACAACCUCUUGACGCGACGCCAGUGGUUUCCUGCUCCCCUGCCACGAAACCAAAGAGAGCGAAGAAGAUUUCGUUCGUGGUCGCACAGAAACUACUCUCUGUCGGCUCUGUCGAAUCACCAGCCCCAGGCGUGAAAGUGGCAAUGGCCAACCUCGCACAGCAUGCGACCAGGGUGGCCUUUAUCGACACGUCGGUCGAUGAUGCCAACCGCACGCCGGGGCCGCUGGUCGACCUCUGCGUGGCGUUGAAGAAUGCUCGCGGAGACGAACGGCCGGCCUGCUACGGCCACCUCAUCGACAAGGGCCAGCACACCGAGCGCUGCUUUCGGGUGUAUCCACGGGGCUCAGCAGCGGACAGCGACACCUGGUCCGUCGUCACGCUCCGCGACGUCCUGGAGCAAAGAGACGGCCUCCAGCCGCUGGCCUCCCUGAAAGAGAAGAUCCGCCUGGCCCAUAUCGUCGCCUCUAGCGUGCUCCAGCUCAGCAAGACCCCCUGGCUGCCCGAGGCGCCCACCAGCACACACGUGUACUUCUUCAAGCGCGGCCCGCGCCUCUCCUACGAGCACCCGUUCCUGCUGCGCAACUUCCCGGAGCGCGAGCGCGGCGGCGGGCCGUCAUCAUCAUCAAGUCAGGACCCCUCCCCCCGCGCCCCCAACACGGUCGUAUCACUGGACCGCAACCCGACGCUGUUCGCGCUCGGGAUCAUGCUGCUCGAGAUCGUGCUGGGGGCCUCACUGGACGCGCUGCGCGAGCCGCACGAGCGGGCGCUGGCGGUGCCCGGCGACACGCGCGGGCUCGUCCGCGACUCGGUCACGGCGCACCGGCUGCUGGAACAGCGCGUGGCGCUGAUCAGCCCAGCGUACAAGGUGGUGGUGGAGCGGUGCAUGGGCUGCGUGGCGUCGCGGGACCUGGACGAGGAGGAUUUCCGGCGGGAGGUGUACGGUCGCGUGGUGCUGGAGCUGGAGGCCAUUUUGGGGCAUACGAGUCUGGGUGACUGAAACUGGGGCAGUCCAAGAUGAUGAAGUUGUUUUCUGUUUUCUCGUCGAAGGGAGAGGCAUGAGUUACGGUUUCAUGACCCCCGUCUUUUGACCCUCCCGGUCUUGGCAUCAGCCUUGCAGCAAUAUGGAAUACGGAAUAAACACUUUGCUGUGUGCUCGAGGAGUCUCCACGAGGACACAGCAGCAAGAGAUUCGUCAAAGUCUGGCGACGUCAUCCUCGAGGUUGUCGGGACGCCGAGAUGCCGAGGCUACCCGACUGUCCUGUGCCUCACAACUCUUGUGUUCACUCGUGUGGUGUCCG
Molecule: messenger RNA, 2082 nt
Organism: Thermothielavioides terrestris NRRL 8126
Lineage: Eukaryota; Fungi; Ascomycota; Sordariomycetes; Sordariales; Chaetomiaceae
Exons: 1
Source: RefSeq, a predicted model, not a curated record